Molecule: messenger RNA, 2250 nt
Organism: Triticum turgidum subsp. durum (durum wheat)
Lineage: Eukaryota; Viridiplantae; Streptophyta; Magnoliopsida; Poales; Poaceae
Source: the annotation of a GenBank genome assembly
AUGGCUUCUAGGGCAAUCAUCAGGAGAAGGAAGUAUAUUCUUGAGCAUACUAAUGGGCCUCGCCUAUUACAUUCAUGUAAGUUUACUUCCGGCCAAGGAACAUUUGGAUGUGAUGUUGAGCACAACACUGUAUCCCAUGUGCCGCAGCAGAAUUCGGGGGAUUCUAGCCAUGAGAAGCAGCAAUUUACUUUAAGGAAUAGAUGCCUUUUGGGCCUUAGUAACGGGUUCCUGCGCCGCCCAGCCCUUGGUGUUCCUCUUGCCUCUUAUGAAUCCAAAACACAUAUUUCUGUAUUCCCCUUGGGAGCCAGGUAUUUCCGGCAGUCAGUCCGCGCAGCGUCAGAAACAGCUGGGCAGCCGAAAUCUGGUAUUAAGAAUGGAAAGAGUGAGGACCAGAACCAACCAGAAAAGGAGGCGUCUCCAGAAGAGUGUGACCAGGCGGUGGAAGGCUUAAGCACUGCAAAGGCUAAAGCCAAAGCAAUGGUGCAGGAAGUCCAAAAGACUGACCAAUCGAUCAUACAGAAAUUCUGGGCAACACUUCUGGGUAUUGGUCCUGCUCUGCGUGUUAUUGCUUCAAUGGGCAGAGCCGACUGGGCUGCGAAGUUGAAGCAUUGGAAGGAAGAAUUUGUUUCUACGCUGCAGCAUUAUUGGCUGGGCACUAAGCUACUGUGGGCAGAUGUUAGCAUUUCAUCAAGAUUGUUGGUGAAGCUUGCUGAUGGAAAGAGCCUUACAAGGAGAGAGAGGCAACAGCUUACACGCACAACAGCAGACAUGUUCAGGCUUGUACCGUUUGCUGUGUUCAUCAUCAUUCCGUUCAUGGAGCUCUUGCUGCCAGUGUUCCUGAAGUUGUUCCCAAACAUGUUGCCAUCCACUUUCCAGGACAAGAUGAAAGAAGAGGAGGCAUUAAAGAGGAAAUUGAAAGCAAGGAUGGAAUAUGCAAAAUUCUUGCAAGAUACAGCGAAGGAAAUGGCAAAAGAAGUGCAAACAUCACGUAGUGGGGAUAUGAAACAGACAGCUGAAGACCUGGAUAAAUUUUUGGACAAGGUCAGGAAAGGUGGACAUGUCCCCAAUGAAGAAAUUUUGAGCUUUGCAAAGUUGUUUAACGAUGAGCUGACUUUGGAUAACAUUAACAGAUCACGGUUAGUAAACAUGUGUAAAUAUAUGGGAAUUCAGCCUUUCGGUACAGACAACUACUUGAGAUUCAUGCUUCGAAAGAAGUUACGAGACAUUAUGAAUGAUGAUAAGAUGAUUGAGGCUGAGGGUGUGGAGUCUCUUUCUGAGGAGGAGCUCCAACACGCUUGUCGCGAACGUGGCCACCUUGAUUUAUUGUCAACAGAGGAGAUGCGCCAUCAGCUCAAAGACUGGUUGGAUUUAUCACUCAAUCAGUCUGUGCCAUCAUCUCUUCUGAUUCUAUCAAGAGCUUUUACUGUAUCUGGGAAAAUGAAACCUGAGGAGGCUGUUGUAGCAACGUUAUCUUCUCUGCCAGAUGAAGUUGUGGGUACAGUUGGAACAGCAUUGCCUUCUGAAGAUUCUGUUUCUGAAAGGAAGAGAAAAUUGGAAUUCCUAGAGAUGCAGGAGGAACUUAUCAAGGAGGAAGAGAAAGAAGAAAAGGCAAAGCUAGACGAACAAGAGGCUACUAAGGAAGAUUUGGCUUUGAAGGAAAUGACUGAGCCUACUGCUAGGGAAGGAGAGGAACUAAAGAAAUCAAAAGAACAUGAGAAGAAUGACCACCUUGGUGACAUCAGUCAAGCAUUGGCUGUGCUCGCAUCUGCUUCUUCUGUUACCAAAGAGCGAGAAGAGUUUCUGAGCCUUGUAAAUAAAGAGAUAGAACUAUAUAACACCAUGCUGGAAAAGGAGGGCACAGUGGAUGAAGAAGAGGCUAGGAGAGCAUAUAGGGUGGCCAGGGAGGAAUCAGAUCAUGCUGCAGAAUUAGUUGCAGGAGAAAAAGUUUCUUCAGCAUUAAUAGAGAAGGUUGAUGCUAUGCUUCAGAAAUUAGAGAAAGAGAUUGAUGAUGUUGAUGCACGAAUAGGCAACCGCUGGCAGGUGCUUGAUAGGGACCGUGACGGCAAGGUGACUCCGGAAGAGGUAGAAGCAGCCGCAGGUUAUCUCAAGGACACCAUGGGGAAGGAAGGUGUCCAAGAGCUUAUCAGCAACCUUUCCAAAGACAGAGAAGGGAACAUCCUCGUGGAAGACAUCAAGAAGAUGGCGUCGCAAACGGAGGAAAACUGCGAGCAGAAAGAAACGGCGCGCUGA